GAGGCCUCAUGGUCCCUUCUUUUCGGGGAAAAAGCAAAAUAAAAUUGAAGAACAUCUCCUUUCUAAACGGGAAACUCAUUUGUGGAUAGUGGUACCUGAUGGGUCUUGUUUAGAUUUUGCCCCCCUUUUUUUGGCCUGUCAGGGGAAGGUUUGUGUGGAAAGUACGGAAACGGAAGGUGCCGUCGCCGCCUCUCCUCGUCUGCUUCUCCAGCCUCCCCCCUACCUCCAUCGUUUCCUUCGGAUUAGAGACAAAGAAACAAGGCCUGAGGCCUACAUUCAAGCUGAUCAAAUGUCAUCUGGCUGAAUGGUUAUCUACCAAAAUGUCAAAAAGGCCAUCUUAUGCCCCACCACCCACCCCAGCCCCCACAACCCAAAUGCCCAGCACACCGGGGUUUGUGGGAUACAAUCCAUACAGCCAUCUGGCCUACAACAACUACAGGCUGGGAGGGAACCCGGGCACCAACAGCCGGGCUACGGUAGGAGAAUCAACUAUUACGUCAUCCGGCAAACAACAGGAAGUGACCAGAAAUGGCUUUAGAGCGUCAUCGGGCAUUACAAUCCCCAAACCUCCCAAGCCUCCAGAUAAGCCACUCAUGCCUUACAUGAGGUACAGCAGGAAGGUCUGGGACCAAGUGAAGGCGUCCAACCCUGACUUGAAGUUAUGGGAAAUUGGGAAGAUCAUUGGAGGCAUGUGGCGAGACCUCACUGAUGAAGAGAAGCAAGAGUACUUAAAUGAAUAUGAAGCAGAAAAGAUAGAAUACAACGAGUCAAUGAAGGCCUACCAUAAUUCUCCUGCUUACCUUGCCUACAUCAAUGCAAAAAGCCGGGCUGAAGCUGCUUUGGAGGAGGAAAGCCGGCAAAGGCAGUCCCGUAUGGAGAAGGGCGAACCAUAUAUGAGCAUCCAGCCCGCUGAAGACCCAGAUGAUUAUGAUGAUGGAUUUUCCAUGAAACACACUGCUACAGCCCGUUUCCAAAGAAACCACCGCUUAAUUAGUGAAAUCUUGAGUGAAAGUGUAGUCCCUGAUGUCAGAUCAGUAGUCACCACAGCAAGGAUGCAAGUUCUUAAGCGCCAAGUCCAGUCCUUAAUGGUUCACCAGCGGAAGCUGGAAGCCGAACUCCUGCAGAUAGAAGAACGUCAUCAGGACAAGAAGCGGAAGUUCUUGGAGAGCACAGAAUCCUUUAACAAUGAGCUAAAGAGACUGUGCAGCCUGAAAGUAGAAGUGGACAUGGAGAAGAUUGCGGCCGAAAUUGCUCAGGCUGAGGAGCAGGCCCGCAAGCGGCAGGAGGAGCGGGAGAAAGAAGCGGCCGAGCUAGCGGAACGCAGUCAGAACAGCACGAGCGCAGAGGAGGAGCAAGCGGCGAGCAAGGGAGAGGAGAAGAAAGAAGAGGGGCCAACUCCCAUGGAGACAGCAGAAGAGCCCCCUCCUGAGGAAACGAUUGAAAGUCAGCAAAAUGGGGAAGGGACCUCCACGCCAGAAGAUAAGGAGAGUGGGCAAGAAGGAGUCGAAAGCAUGGCUGAGGAAGGAACAAGUGACAGCAACACGGGUUCAGAAAGCAACAGCGCCAUGGUAGAAGAACCCCCCGCUGACCCAGUCGCUCCGGAGGAAAGUGAAAAGAAAGAAUUAAUAUACAUCUGCUUUUCAUCUCACUCACUCAUUCUCUCUUUUUCUUUUUCUUUUUUAAAGAACUAAUAGUAUGGGUUAGAAAUGGUGUAUAAAUUGUUGUUACUUCUUGUUUUAUGUUUUGGCCACCACAAAAUAUUGUACAUUUUAACCGACUGUAAUAUGUACUGGCACUGCAUUCAGAUAUCUAGGGUUGAGCAAAGCCUUCAAGGUAAUUAGUCGGAUUGAAAAGAGAUCCCAAGAACAACCACACACUCUUCUCAAGGAAAUGAUUUGUUUCAGGAUUUGUUGUUUUUUGGGAAAUGUUACAGAGUGCUGAAGAAGCAUGUAACACUUUGGGGAGUAAUUUGUUUUUUGGUUGCUGGUGGCUUAGGAUCUGGUUAUUAAGGGACAAGUUCUCCUUUUACAUAUCAUUUGGGGAUGCAAGUAGAAUUGAUAUUGGAAACUUUAGCUUGUGCUAACAAGAACCCUUUUAUCUAAUCCAUAAACAUCAGAAUUCCCUUCCUGGAUUAAAAAUGCUUGCUGUUUGCUAAGAAAGGAGGUUUCCCAUUUCCACUAGGUCCCAAACUAGAUUCCAGUCCACAUGCUGAGGACAUGGUUCUUAACCACAGUAAUUUUUUUUCUUUUUUUGAAAUAAGUCUUACAAGGGAUAUCAUUACAGAACAUAUUUUAUAGAGGAGUAGCUAAACAAGGUAAAUGUGGUUACAAGCCACAGUCAUCAGAUAUCUUUUUGCUUUGCUCUUGCCAUUUCUUUUUUCUAGUAAUAUUCACUUUGAUAAGGUAAUAAAAGAAAAUUUGACUGCCGUGCUGAAAAUGCAACAGAUCUCCAACGCUUGAAAGCAGAUGUCAGUUUCAGAUCUCUGCCGCAUAAAACUCCACAAAGCUAAAUGUUACUGGGUAGCUUUCUUUUUUUUUUUCUCCUGCAAUGGUUUUCUUUCUCAUGCAAGCACCAAAAACAAUAGCAGUUUCUCUUUAGGCAUGUGAGUCUGCUGGCCAUUUCUGCCAAAAAUGCAGUUGCAUUAUGUAGUUUCAUCAUGCCUUGGAGCUGUUGAGCAUAAUGUGGGAUCGUUCUUUUGUGGGCUUCACCCGCCCCUGUGCUCUUUGAUCCUUUCUAGAGAGUGGAUUGAUGCAAAAGGUGUGGUGGAGCACAAUCCGAGGCAGCUGCUUGAAGCUUGUCAAACCUUUUUGUUUCCCACGUUGUGCCACAGUAUGAGAGUGCCAUGCAAAUCAUUUGUUUCAAGUAGCUUUUUGAGUUGAAAGAUGUCUUGCGUUGUAUGUACUGUAGCUAUUUGUUUUCUUUUCAAAUGCAAGCUGUCUGAGAAUUUCUGCUUCAUGGUUGCCCUCCACAGACCUCUCCUUGGAGGAUUUAAGAGAGAGAGAGAGAAUGGUAACUUGAACUGAAAACAGAAGAUUUUAUGAGUAUCAUCUAUUUCAUUAUGGUGGCUUUUAUUUUAUUUGUUUUUUUUAAACACACCUCUUCAGUCUAUUUUAAGUAUUUUUGAUGUAAUAAACUAGAAUAUGUUUUCAGUGAAA
Molecule: messenger RNA, 3155 nt
Organism: Pogona vitticeps (central bearded dragon)
Lineage: Eukaryota; Metazoa; Chordata; Lepidosauria; Squamata; Agamidae
Gene: SMARCE1
Product: SWI/SNF related BAF chromatin remodeling complex subunit E1
Biological process (GO): negative regulation of DNA-templated transcription
Cellular component (GO): SWI/SNF complex
Molecular function (GO): nucleosomal DNA binding; nuclear receptor binding
Source: RefSeq, a predicted model, not a curated record